Silurus meridionalis is the source of this 1879-nucleotide messenger RNA. RefSeq names its product calcium homeostasis modulator protein 5-like. Lineage: Eukaryota; Metazoa; Chordata; Actinopteri; Siluriformes; Siluridae. The record is from RefSeq and is a predicted model, not a curated record. Gene Ontology annotation, molecular function: monoatomic cation channel activity.
AAUGUCAGCUUCAGCCCUGAAACUCGCGCGUGCCCCCCCACCCACUGGACCGCGCCUUAAUACCGCUGAAUGCUCGCGCAUGUAGGCUGAACACAAUAAAAAGUUUUUUUGUUCAUAUUUUGCUCUACUGAGGAAAUGCAACCCAAAUCAAAAGUGGAAGUGUAAAACGAGACGAGCCGGUCUGCUGGAGGAGGAAUAAUAAGCAGGGAGGAGUUCGACUAGAAGAGGGAGAGGAUUUUCGUGUGAAAAGAUACAAAAAAAAAAACAACAGAGGGAAAGAAAAUGAGCAAACAAAACCGAGCACGAGCAGCGCGCGCAUCUCAACUUUGAAGAUUGUUGCUUCAUAAUCACACAUUUGCACAAGAAUCUGUUUCACAAAAAAAAAGAAAGAACGUUCUCAUUCCUCUUCUAGGAACUUCUGAUCAUCUCUCAAUGCUUCCAUCAGCUCUUAAACCCACCAUGGAUUCUCUCGACGCUGUCUUGCGCUUCUUCACAAACCAGAAGACCAAGAUCGGGUAUGGCAUCAUGGCCAUCGCUACCAUCGGAGGAGAGAGGAUCUUCUCUCUCUUAUCCUUCCAGUGUCCAUGCAACGUCAAGCAGAACAUGGUUUACGGGCUCACCUACCUGCUCGGACCGGCGCUCGUGCUCUUCACCGUCGGCCUGUUCCUCAGCACGCGCCUGUGGCGCCUCUACACCGGCUGCUGCCUCAACCCCAGAAAACUCUGUCCUCAUCGGGCAAACUGCUUGGGCUGCGCAACUGUGCUUUUUAACGUGGCAGUUGGAGCGCUCGUGGCACCGAUCAUGUGGCUCAGCAUCGCUUUGCUGAACGGCACGUUCUACGAGUGCACGGUGAGCGGUCUGGAAGAAAAGGCAAUCGUGGACUGGUUUUGUAAAAACAGGACCAGUACUUGCAAAGACGAGCUGGCCAAAGUCCCGUGUCAAACAUCCAACAUGUCCCCCUCAGACACCAAGGAGCUUCUGCUAAUUCUACAUGCCCAGUCUCAGAUCAUUGGCUGGAUCCUGAUCAUGAGCUCGGCUCUGGCUGCUCUGAUCGGUACAUGUUAAAACUGCCGUUCUCAAGUCAGCUACCUGCAGCUCACCUUCUGGAAAGUGUACAAGGAGAAAGAGAAAGAGAAGUUCGAGGCGUACGCAGACGAGUACGCCACCCGGCUGGCCGAUCGAAACCUCAAGAGCUUCUUUGAGAACAAAGACGUUGAGGCGUUUCCUUUCCCGAACCACAAAGCCUGGGAGCAGAUAUCGACCAUAUACACGUUUAAACGCGGCGAGCAGUAUUACAGCACGCUCCAGAGAUACGUCGAGAAUCCGAAUCGUGACUACACUCCGGAGAAAAUGCCACUGGAAAUGGAACACACGCUUGAAUAGACCUCGGACCUCAACAUCUUAUCAGGACAACCUGUGGUUUUAGCUUACUGACUAGCUAGCUUGGUACCAAAGCUGGCAAGGAAAAAAAAACACUGAUUUUCUUGUGAUACUUCAACAUCUGUGAACCUGCAACAAUACAAGCAACACCACUAACGAACGAAAUAUUUAUACGCAUCAUUUCUAAGACUCGGGUUAAUUCCCGAAUAUCUUGUUUUUACCAUUUUUAUUCCAGUCCUCCAUGCAGAAUUCAUUUUAAAUUGUGUGCAAUAAGCAUAAAUAGUUAACAAAUUAGUUUUUUAGCAAGAAUUUUUUUAAUGCCAGUCUCAUAAUCUGACAUCGCUACUCCUGAACAUGCAUAUAUUGUUCUUAAAUGUUUUUUUUUAGUUUUUAUUUGAUCUGUAAACUGUAUAUUGGCAUGUUUUUAUUAUUUUUUACCAAAUAAAAUGUUUUGUUGCUCAAUACUGACUGAAUAAACAGGAGCUAUGAGCUAUGAGCA